CAUCCAUCCAUCCAUCCAUCCAUCCAUCCAUCCAUACAUACAUCCAUACGUUGUCAUCCCUCCCAAGACCUCAAUAGCUGCAUCUUUUGCGCUGCCAAGCGGAAUAUUUCUUGUCAAUUGCUACUACCUUGCCUUGCCCUUUUCCUAUUGACUCUUCUUGUUCAGCCCAGGUUUUCCCUUAUAUCCGAGGGCGUCAACGUCAAGACUACUCGAGAAGAAUAAGAGGGGUCAAUUGCCCGAGCACUAUCUUCCUUACCAAUACCUCAUUCGGCCCAGUCCGAUUUGUGAUUCCAUUAAUCGUAGCAGAAUAAUAGAAAAAGUUACAAUUGAUUCAUCUUUUCCUUCCUCACUUUGAGAGAUACCGACUCAAAGAAGUCUUUUUCAAUUUUCUUACUUAUAAUUUUUUCAAAGAUGUCAGGCACAUCGACCGACAAACAGCCGCAAUCGCAACCAGUUCAAGCUCAACCAAGUCAAGAAACUCCUCUCAGUCCGAAUCAAUCAUCUCCCGACCUGGAGCCCGCAGAGGAUUGGCCUGCGCCUUCAUCGCAACCACGUCCUGCGCCCUUGCAAAAGAGGAGACGAGUUACAAGGGCGUGUGAUGAAUGUAGGAGGAAGAAAAUAAAGUGUGAUGGAAAGCAACCUUGUACUCAUUGCACUGUAUAUAGUUAUGAUUGUACAUAUGAUCAGCCCUCAAAUAGAAGAAGGAACCCCGCGCCGCAGUAUGUCGAAUCGUUGGAGCUUCGUCUACAACGAGCAGAAAGCAUCAUAAAAGCUUAUCUUCCAAACAUAAAUCUGAACGAUCCAAACAUAGAUGCUGCAUCAUUACUACACCGACAGGUUGCGCCGACGACCCCUUCGACUACGAGCUCCAUGCCAAGUGCGACCCCACAACAGCCACAGCUAUCAGAAGAAGAUGCGCAGUUGCGAUCAAUGAUAGAAUCUACAGGGCAACUCGAUCUUGAUGAACGUGGAAACUGGGACUUUCAUGGUGGUUCCUCGGGAACUGUUUUCAUUAGACGUCUGCGUGAACAAUUUGGUAGUUUACUCGGAUCUCCCAACUUGCUUCCCAAGCCACCACGUGCGCAAAUGCCGCCCACUUUCGAUUCUCCAAGAUCAUCGACUGAUUCCCCUUAUGAUUCUGGUCUUCCCAACACAAUGGAUCUACCUCCGCGAGAAGUAGCCAUGUCUUUAUGUGAAGAUUCAUUACAUUGCGCUUGUUGUCUCUUACGUUUCGUUCAUGAACCCAGUUUUUAUGAAAUGUUUAAUAGGGUAUACGAUCUACCACCUGACAGUUUUGGUGAUGAAGAGCAUAAAUUUCUGCCGUUACUAUACAUGGCUUUAGCUUUGGGUUGCAUGUUCUCGUCACGGCCCUCCAGUUCCACGGACCCGGAUGGAAAGAAGUAUAAGAGUAGUAUGGAUCAAGGAUUUAAAUAUUACAAAGCCGCUCGGCAAAUGAUGGAUCUCACUGAUUGUCGCGACAUGACGUCUUUGCAAACAAUCAUAUUCAUGAUCCUGUUCUUACAAGCAACAUCAAACUUGAGCAUAUGUUAUUCUUACAUAGGUCUUGCCCUAAGAUCUGCGUUGCGCAUAGGCUUACACCGUAGCCUCAGUGGCAAUUUCAAUCCUAUUGAGCGGGAAACUAGAAAGCGAGUAUUCUGGAUAAUUCGAAAGCUUGAUACCUAUGUUUCUGCUAUUCUAGGAUUUCCUAUCAUGUUAAGUAGCGACGACAUAGACCAAGAUAUGCCACUUGAGGUAGACGAUGAGUAUAUAACUAAGGAAGCCAUACUCCCUAUGCCUCCUGGCAAGAUGUCAUUGUUUGUAGCUUCAAAUGCUCAUACUCGACUCAUGGGUAUUACAACAAAGGUUGUCAAACACAUCUAUCCAAUCAAAGGCUUGGAGCAAUCUAUCACGGGCAACAGCAAGGCGUCAUAUACCAUUAGUCACUCAAAAAUCCGAGAGAUUGAAAAGGAUCUAGCAGAUUGGCUGGACAUGUUACCCAUGGGACUACGUCCUGGAGGUGACGGUCCACCCGAAUUGAUACGUAUACAACAACUAUUACGGCUAGCAUACGCCCACGUUCAAAUGAUGCUAUAUCGACCCUUUCUUCACUAUGUCUCGGGAAAAAGUUGUGCCGGGAAAACCAUUGAUGAGCGAUCAUAUGCAUGUGCAGCUGCCUGUGUCAGUGUAGCCCGCAAUAUCAUUCAUAUUACCGCAGAGAUGAAGAAGAAAGGUCUAUUGGUAGGGGCAUAUUGGUUUACCAUGUAUACAACCUUCUUUUCUGUCAUAUCCUUGGUAUACUACGUUCUUGAGAAUCCCGAUAAGAAUGGAGCCGCAGAGAUUUUGGCAGACGCAAAUGAUGGAAAGGAUGCUCUAAUUGGUCUAGCUCAAAGAAGCAUGGCCGCUGAUAGGUGUUCUGAAACUCUCAAGCCACUGUUUGAACAACUACCAGAGAAGUUAAAAAAUCGUUCCGUUUCGGUUCCAUCGAAGAAGAAAAGAUUAGCACCGCCAUCUACUCAACCGGCGCACCACAGUAGUCCCGAGAUUCCAAGACCAAAUUCGAGUCACUUUACUCCAAUACCUCGCGCGACGACAUUCCCUCAAACCCCCACCCCUCUUCAAACCAACGGUCUUCCAAUGCAAAAUUUGAACAACCGCUUCCACAUGAACACAGCAUCCAAUCCAAAUCUUCGACAAGGGUUUCAAGAUCUCGUAUCACCAAGUGAUUUGUCCACGGCUGGCACUCCUGAAAGCACAGCUUCGACUAGUCACAGCAUUUCACAAUAUGGUGUACAAAAUCAAUUCAAUGCUAAUAACAGUAUCCCAUAUCUCACAGGGUUGAUGUUUCCAUCUACAGAUCCUUUUGCGUAUCCGAAUCAACCAAUGAUGGAAUUCGAUGCACAAAUUAUGAAGCAGGAGAAUGAUAUGGAUAAUACAAGGGCGCAGCAAAUGUAUAUGGGUGGUGGAGCAGGGACUGGAAAUGGAAUGUUUGAUGAUUUGGAGGGACAACUUUUCGGUCCGUUACCCCCUUAUAUGAUGCAGGCCCAGCAUGAUUUCGAUAUGUCUGGGGCGGGACCGGGAGGUGGAAACGGCGGAGUUGGCGGCGGGGGCAUGGGUGGGAUGAUGCACGGGACAACCGCGAAUACGAACACAAGUGGAACCGGAAGUACAGGGUUCAAUCCUCAGAAUUUGGUGUAUAACACUGGGAUGAAUUUGGACGGAAUUUUCGAUAAUGUUGGGAGUGACACGCGAGGAACAGGGAGUGAGUGGGGUGGAAUGGGAGGUCAAGGGUUUAGGUGAGAGAGGAGCUUAGAUGGAACUCAUCGAAUGAGGACAUUGUUACAUUCUACCAAGUUGAUGGAAAUCAACAGACUGCUUCAUCUUCAGCGAAGAGGUUCAGUAUUGUACGGCACGGAUCGGCAUGGACGAGUUAACGGGGAAUGGGACUAUUUGGAGGCCAAUUUUUCUUUGAAAGAAAAGGAUAGGAAAGAGCAAGUGAUCUUGAUGCGAUUCAAGAUUACUUACUUCCUCCAUCACAUGGUCGAAAUGUAUCAAGGGGUAUAUGUAUGGUUUCAAAAAUCCGAAUUGGUAAUGUGUAAAUGAUGCAUUGUAUUAUACCUCGGGCGUCUGAUUUUGAUGGUAGUGGGAGAUAGGGUAGGAUAGGGGGAGGGGUAAACAUACAGGAUUGGAUGACAUGGAAUGGCAUGGAAUAAGAUAGGAUCAGCGUUAUGGUUCUGGUUCUGGUUAUGGACAUGUUUUACGGAUAGAGAUUUAGGUGUUGUACAGAGGAUAUGGAGUUUGAUUUUGUGAUUGAUUUUGAGUUUGAGUUUUAGGUGGGAAUGAAAUGGAUUGGAUUGGAUUGGAUGGUUUAGAAUUGUAUGGAAUUUGUAUGGAAUUUGUAUGACAUUAAAAUGAAGUGAAUGGAAGUUUUUAUUCAGAUGAUGUCUCUUUGUUCUCUUCUCUGUUAUCUUUUUUUCGUUUCUCU
Messenger RNA from Botrytis porri, 3982 nucleotides. RefSeq lists its product as uncharacterized. The record is from RefSeq and is a predicted model, not a curated record. Bases 412 to 3297 code for a protein of 961 amino acids. Gene Ontology annotation, molecular function: sequence-specific DNA binding; DNA-binding transcription factor activity, RNA polymerase II-specific; zinc ion binding. NCBI's taxonomy places the organism in Eukaryota, Fungi, Ascomycota, Leotiomycetes, Helotiales, Sclerotiniaceae. Gene Ontology annotation, biological process: positive regulation of transcription by RNA polymerase II; DNA-templated transcription. Gene Ontology annotation, cellular component: nucleus. The transcript has 5 exons.